CUCAUUUUAUACCAACAAUAGACAACCAACUGACUUCUUAGGACAUCGCCGAGAAAUUGGGAAAUCUGCAGCCAUGUACAAGUUUGUCGCCUUAGCUUUUGCUCUCUGCGUGGCCGUUGUGUACAGCCAGACUUCUUGUAGCACCAGCCACGACUGUCACCCAACACCGUGCCACGACGCACACGUCGCCUCAUGCAACAGCCACACCAAAGUUUGUGAAUGCAACGACGGCAACAACCACCAUGAAAACCACAACAACCACGAGAACCAUAACAACCACAACAACCACGACGCCGCUGUAGGCAAGAGAGCGACCUCGUGCAAAGCUGACCAUGACUGUCACCCUCCUGUAUGUGGUAACAGCCAUCAUGGAGUCUGUCAGAACGGACAGUGUGAUUGUGACGCCCCACACGGUCACCAAGAGUCCCACUUUCAUGUUCGUGCCCACAGCGCCAACUGUACCUCUGACGACGAGUGUGUGACCCUGUGCGGCAAGGACCACGCCAAAUGUCACCAUGACAACAUGUGCCAUUGUCAUCUACAUUAAAGCCUCACCCAGACCUCGGCUUGGGAAGAAUGUCAUCAAUAUGUGCUUGAGCAAGCUCGCACAAAA
Messenger RNA from Aplysia californica (California sea hare), 613 nucleotides. RefSeq names its product transcriptional repressor NF-X1 homolog. Bases 74 to 547 code for a protein of 157 amino acids. The transcript is spliced from 5 exons. Lineage: Eukaryota; Metazoa; Mollusca; Gastropoda; Aplysiida; Aplysiidae. The record is from RefSeq and is a predicted model, not a curated record.